UGGAGCUACGUCCGUCACGACCUUAUCAACCUUUUGCCCUCAACGCCGCCAAUAUCCUCCUUUCCUACACGAAUAUCUCUUGGUUCUCAACCUCCAUAACCGAGAACACCAGGGAUCUGCCACAGUCCUCUGCCCUUCCCCGCUACAUACCAUCUCCUCCAGAUCAUUCGUCAUGAACCACUUCCCAGAGGCCUGGGGUCGUCCCAGAAACGAUGUCUACGGCCCAUAUGACCACUCUUACCUGCAGACGACCGUCCCCAAGACACAUACCCAGUCUCCCGCAGUGACGGGAACGUCAGUGGUUGGUGUCAAGUUCAACGGUGGUGUUGCCCUUGCAACUGAUAAUCUGGCUUCCUAUGGCUCCCUCGCCCGUUUUACGGAUGUGAAGCGCAUCCGUGUUUUCAACGACUCAGCCGCGAUCGGAUUCAGCGGUGACGUCUCCGACAUGCAGUACAUCGACCGACUUCUGAACUCGAUCGACAUUCGAGAGAACUACUCCGGCAACGGCAACACCCUCAACGCCAAGAACCUUCACACCUACCUUUCCAAGGUCCUCUACAAGCGCCGCUCCGAGUUCAACCCUCUCUGGAACCACAUCUUGGUGGCCGGCUUUGACGGUGACGGCAAGCCAUUCCUGAGCUCUGCUGACUUGCUCGGCACCACUUUCUCUGCGCCACAUCUGGCGACGGGUUUCGGUGCUCACCUGGCUGUCCCCAUCCUGCGGAGACUGUUCCCGGAGGAUGAGAUGCCAAUUGAGAACAUCACGAAGGAGCAGGCAGUGGACGCACUGAAGCAGUGUAUGAAGGUUCUAUUCUAUCGGGAUGCGCGCAGUCUGGACAAGUACUCGAUAGCGGUGAUUACGAAGGAUGGAGUGGAGCUCAAGCAGGAUGAGAAGCUGGAGGCUCAAAGCUGGGCUUUCGCAGAGAGCAUCAAGGGCUACGGUACUCAAACGGUCUAGAUCUUGAGAUUCGGAGUUACAAAGAAUUUUAUACGCGACCAGGAGUCAUUGUGAAUUCAGAAAAUAUCAGACCAAAUGUCUCGAGACAUCUUAUGAGACAAGAUAAUGAAGCGUACUUUAUGG
Paecilomyces variotii is the source of this 1081-nucleotide messenger RNA. RefSeq names its product nucleophile aminohydrolase. Bases 173 to 958 code for a protein of 261 amino acids. Lineage: Eukaryota; Fungi; Ascomycota; Eurotiomycetes; Eurotiales; Thermoascaceae. The transcript is spliced from 3 exons. Gene Ontology annotation, cellular component: proteasome core complex. The record is from RefSeq and is a predicted model, not a curated record.